Aureobasidium subglaciale EXF-2481 is the source of this 927-nucleotide messenger RNA. RefSeq lists its product as uncharacterized. Bases 99 to 554 code for a protein of 151 amino acids. NCBI's taxonomy places the organism in Eukaryota, Fungi, Ascomycota, Dothideomycetes, Dothideales, Saccotheciaceae. The transcript is spliced from 2 exons. The record is from RefSeq and is a predicted model, not a curated record.
AUCAUUCAUCUCAUAUCUCAAACCAAUUUCCAACCCUACAAUUCAUCCACUGCUCUACACUCUCCAACCCUACCCCACUACCACCACACAACUUCACAAUGUCCGGUACCGAGCAGACUUUCCACUACACCAAGGAGGACGUCCGUAAGAUGGAGGCUCGCGACUCCGCUGCCCACGGUGGUAACGUCGCCGCCGACUCCAACGCCGCUGCCAUGCAGUCCAUCGUCGACCAGGCCGACAAGAACAAGGCUGAGCUCAUUGAGGAGCGCCGCAGCAACCUCCCCAAGCCCGAGGCCCCUCCCGCCAAGUCCGACUUCAACUCCUCCGACCCCAGCACCGUCAACGUCGGCUCUGGACGUGUUUCUGACACAUUCUCCCACGGCAACGACGCUCUCCGCGAGCCUGCCACUGGUGACAGCGUCGCUAGAAGCGCUGAUGCCACCCUCGGUCAGGGUGUUGGCCGUGAGGGCAAGGACGGUCUUAACGGCCUCCCCAACGAUGCUGUCACCCGUGAGGCCAAGAACAAGUCCUCGCUCGCUGACACCACCAACUAAAGUGGCAUUGACCAUUUCUUGAUGUCAAAAAAGUUAUGUUUCGCAGCUAUCUGAUUUUCCCUGGCGCUGGGCGCUUACAGGGACAUUGGCUUGUAUGAGGGAUGAAACUUUUCUUUCUGUUCUAUUUUACACUAUAACUCCUUGCGAAUGAGCACGCAAGGCGUUCUAUUCGGCAUCUUACGAGAACCUGCCAAAUGAUAACGAAUGAGCAUUCAAGAAUGCUUGGGAAAUGAAAAUGAAUUUAACGUACACUCUUGAAACUUCCACCUUGAUUUCCCAAUUGCUCGUGUGAUAUUUGUGCCCUAUCUCCGAACACCAUCUCGAUGGAAAUUCUCGAUUCAUGACUUCGUACCUGCAGCACGGUCUGUUGCUC